UAAGACUAGAAAUGACGGUGACUUACACUAGCGAGGUAACAACCUGUAGUGGUAUUUCUUGUUUUUUGAAACUCUUACUGAGAUGGCGAGGGAGCAUCUACAAAUUGGUUUGGGUUGAUCUUUUCCUAUAUUUAUUGUUAUAUUAUGCCAUUAAUUUUUGUUAUCACUUUAUUCCCAAUCCGAUAUGGCAACAGUAUUUCGAAAAACUUAUAAAAUACUGCGAUACAUAUUCAAAUCGGAUCCCUCUUAGUUUCAUAUUGGGUUUUUAUGUGAGUCUGGUAAUGACGAGAUGGUGGAGCCAAUAUUGCUCAAUUCCAUUCCCAGACAAUCUCGCAAUAUUAAUAGGAGCUAGUGUGAAAGGCCAGAUGGAACAAGCACGAAUUGUACGACGGACGAUCGUGCGUUAUGCCUGUGCAACGUUCACAAUUACUUUGACAAUGCUGUCACCAAGAGUUAAAAAACGUUUUCCGACUUUCGAGCAUUUCGUCAGUGCUGGUUUGCUCACUAAAGACGAAGUCAAAAUAAUGAACGAUUUAGACAACGAAUUUCCAAGUUACUCAAAAUACUGGCUUCCGUUGGCGUGGGCCGCAAAUGUUGUGACAAGAGCCCGCAAUGAAGGCCUCAUCAGAGACGACGUGUCCGUCAAAACCAUCCUCGAAGAGUUGAAUUUAUUCCGGAGCAAAUGUGGCGGAAUGUUGGAUUAUGACUGGAUCAGCGUUCCUUUGGUUUACACCCAAGUGGUGACUCUUGUAGUUUAUUGUUAUUUCAUUGUUUCUGCAAUUGGGAGGCAAUACAUUUUGUCGGAUGAGUCGCACCAAAAUAUCGACCUUUAUUUCCCGUUUUUUCUCGUCAUUGAAUUUUUUUUCUACAUGGGAUGGUUGAAAGUAGCCGAAGUUUUGAUUAAUCCCUACGGUGAUGACGAUGAUGAUUUUGAAGUGGUGUGGAUGGUGGACCGGCACCUCCAAGUGUGUUAUUUGUUAGUUGAUAAAAUACACGAAGAACAUCCCAAAUUAAUGCGUGACUCUCAUUGGAAUGAAACCGCACCGAAUUCUCUACCGUUUACUAUAGCUUCAAAAAAUUAUAUGCAGGAAUAUCCUUUCCCUUCUACGAUGAAUGUCAAAGUGAAUAGAUCUGCACAAGAUUUGCUUUUACCAAUUGAAGAAACUAUUUCACAACCUGAUGGGAUGAGACGUCGAUCAAGCCAGUAUUUAUGGCGAGUUAGGGGGCUCCAAGCGUCGAAAAAGAAGAGAACUGACAGUUUUCCUUUAACAAAAGUUAUCAGUUUUCAUCAGGAUAGUGAUGUCAACGAUCAAGCAAAUGUUUACGAUAGUGAUGUUCAAAGUGAUACACCUAAAACUACCGAAAUUCCUUGUGAAGAAUUUGAAAAUUUAAAACGUAACAGAAUAGAAAGCCACAAAAAGAAAUUGUUGGAAAUUGUAGAAUUAUGGAAAGGUCACAAAUGAUAAAAACACGUUUUAACAACAUAAAUUUUAUUAAAUAAUAAUAAUACAAUCCAAUUUAAUCAAUUUUUAAUUUUCCCAAAUAAGCUGCAUUAAAGAAUGUUUUAAUUUUACAAAGUUUGAAUAAAUUCAGUCUCUUUUCCGGUUUUUUUAAUGACAUCCAAGAUUUCUUGUGAUGAUAGUGAUGUUUUCACCUUUACCUGUUGCCCAGGUAAAUCAAUAUUGACAUCUUCUACUCCUUUAUCUAAAAUAUGUGUUGUAAAUGGCUUGAUAAUAAUAAAAACAGAAGUUAAUCA
Messenger RNA from Tribolium madens (black flour beetle), 1756 nucleotides. RefSeq names its product bestrophin-3-like. Gene Ontology annotation, molecular function: chloride channel activity. Bases 12 to 1463 code for a protein of 483 amino acids. Lineage: Eukaryota; Metazoa; Arthropoda; Insecta; Coleoptera; Tenebrionidae. The record is from RefSeq and is a predicted model, not a curated record. The transcript is spliced from 7 exons.